AGCAGCCUUUCGACCUACGCAGCAGCAAUGGACUACCAGAAUCGAGCAGGCUCCAAAUUCGGCGGUGGCGGAGUCGCGUCGCACUCCGCCACCAACGCCGACAGACGAGAACGACUCCGUAAGCUCGCACUCGAACACAUCGACCUCGCGAAAGACCCCUACUUCUUCAAAAACCAUGUCGGAAGCUUUGAGUGUCGUCUCUGUCUCACCGUUCACCAAAACGACGGCUCCUACCUCGCUCACACCCAGGGGCGCAAACAUCAGACCAACUUAGCCCGCCGCGCAGCACGGGAGCAAAGAGAAGGCCGGGCUCAGGAUGGAUCCGGCGGUGCUUUGCCUGCGGGCAAUAUGGGCGUACAGGUGAAGCGCAACACAGUCAAGAUCGGACGGCCGGGAUAUAAAAUCACCAAGAUCCGAGAUCCGCUUACGAGGCAGCAUGGUUUGCUCUUCCAGCUUCAGUAUCAGGAGAUUACGCCGGGCGUUAAGCCCAGAAUACGAUUUAUGUCUGCCUUUGAGCAGAAAGUGGACGACCCACCGGAUAAGGAUUAUCAGUAUUUGCUCGUUGCUGCGGAACCGUAUCAGACGUGCGGGUUUAAGUUGCAGGCGAGAGAGGUUGAUAGGAGAGAAGGGAAGCUGUGGACGUGGUUUGACGAGGAUAGCAAGGAAUUUUGGAUUCAGCUGUUGUUCAAGACUGAGCGUGAAGAGAGGUACAGUGGUGUUCCUGGAUUGGCACCGGCUAGUACCCGGCGAUGAGAUGUGAUCUGGAGUUUGUUUACAAUUUGUUACUGGGACGGCCCUGGGAAUUUGUCGUGGCGUUAAUGGGCAUGUGUAAUACUAUAUAACGGUGUUACUUUUAAGAAUGGACUUUUUUUACGGUACCUGAGAUUGGUAUAAAGUUGAUUGAUGACUCGUAGGUUCAUGUUGUCAUAUGGGUAGAAUUGUCAACCUAGCUGAAUCUCUAUCUUGCUAUAGGGUCUCAAACCCGUAGUAACGCAACGGUGUAGAGGUAUACAAUACCACAGUAUUAGCCGAGAAAUCCAUCAACAUGGUCAAAAAUCCGCAAAGGCCAGGUCAUCAUACGUAUUUUUUUUUUUUUUUUUCAA
Trichophyton rubrum CBS 118892 is the source of this 1103-nucleotide messenger RNA. RefSeq lists its product as uncharacterized. The coding region runs from base 28 to 753 and encodes 241 amino acids. Lineage: Eukaryota; Fungi; Ascomycota; Eurotiomycetes; Onygenales; Arthrodermataceae. The record is from RefSeq and is a predicted model, not a curated record. Gene Ontology annotation, cellular component: U2 snRNP; catalytic step 2 spliceosome; U2-type prespliceosome. The transcript is spliced from 2 exons. Gene Ontology annotation, biological process: spliceosomal complex assembly. Gene Ontology annotation, molecular function: zinc ion binding; nucleic acid binding.